Messenger RNA from Eublepharis macularius, 1086 nucleotides. RefSeq names its product fucolectin-like. Bases 60 to 605 code for a protein of 181 amino acids. The transcript has 4 exons. The record is from RefSeq and is a predicted model, not a curated record. Lineage: Eukaryota; Metazoa; Chordata; Lepidosauria; Squamata; Eublepharidae.
UUCACGCCAAGCAGAGACUGCCAGUUUGCCAAGAAAGAGAACUGACAGUCAAAUCAAGGAUGCUGGUCACCUGGUCCUGGAUCUUGGCCCUGGGGCUGCUGGCAGGGCAUGGGGAGGCUCAGAGCUGCACGCAAGCAUAUGGAGGUCCCAACUUGGCCAGAGGGCGGCCAACCUCACAGUCCUCCACAUACACACACGUUUAUGGGAUUUCUGGGAUAUCAGGCUACGCUGUGGACGGGAAGUGUGAUGGGAAGUUCACAGCUCACUCCUGCACUCACACCAAUCAUGAGAUCAAUCCGUGGUGGUCAGUGGACUUGGGCAGAGAAUACGCCAUCUCCCUCGUGGUGGUGAAAAACCGGCAGGACUGCUGUGGAGAAAGAAUCCAGGGGGCCACGAUCCACGUGGGAAGCCACAUGGGUGACUUUAGCAAAAGCAGCUUCAUCUGUGGCACCAUUACAGACCUCCGGGAUGGAUCCCUCAGUACCAUUCUGUGCAAUGGAGCCCUGGGCCGCUAUAUAACCAUUGCCAUCCCUCGCCGGGUAACCUUCCUGUCUCUAGGUGAAGUGGAGGUCCACGGCACCCAUAGACCACGCCAGUGGAACUGAGAACAGCACUGCAUUUUGUGUACGGGAUCUAAUGAUGGCUCUUCAAUCAUCUUCAUGGAUCCUCUCUCUCUGGGCAAGCUUCUUUGGAUUUCUGUGGCUUCUAGCCAGGACUGUUUCCAUAUGGAGGAUUUGUUCUGCCACAGCCCUCAAAAGAAAUAUCUACACGAUGCCAUCUUCUAUUCAUGUUGUGUCGCCUUCCACGGUUUCUCAUAGUUUGCAGAACCAGACCUAGAGGAGUUAGCCAUGUUAGUCUGUAGUUGCAAAAUAGUAAAAAGUCCAGUAGCACCUUUAAGACUGACCAACUCUGUUGAGGCAUAAGCUUUCAAGAUGCUUCUGACAAAGAAAGCUAUGAUUCUCAAAAGCUAAUGCUACAAUAAAGUUGGUAGCCAUGCUACAUUUACUUGGAAUUCCCUGUAAUUGUUUCCUUGAGACUCCAAUGAAAUUACUGACUUCAGGCGUUCCAAUUAUAUCACCCCCGUGC